Culex quinquefasciatus (southern house mosquito) is the source of this 8017-nucleotide messenger RNA. RefSeq lists its product as uncharacterized. The record is from RefSeq and is a predicted model, not a curated record. NCBI's taxonomy places the organism in Eukaryota, Metazoa, Arthropoda, Insecta, Diptera, Culicidae.
GCCCGCACUCAAGCCCAAACAUACGCAGCCAUCACGGCGAAAACGUCAAACUUGCGAAUACCGUCGUGUUUCAAGUGUGAUUUUCGUGCGGAAUUUGCGUUCCGAAUCGCGUUUGGUGUGAAAAUUCGUCAUCUCCGGGUGUGAAACUAUCGUUUGUUUUGGUUUCUCACGCGGCCAUUAGUAUCCGUGUAGCGCGCUCGCGAGACCGACACUCUCACACACCGUAGCCGUCGACAUCCAUAGAGCUGUUCGUUCAUUGCACGUAGCCCAACAUCGUCGUCGUCGUCGGCUCAUUCUACGGAGAACCAUCACAGCAGGCUGUGUUUGUGCGUUGUUCGCGAGACUGACAGCUUACUGCCGUGCUAGCCAGCGAUUAAUUAGAUGAUUAGACCGUGAAAAGCCUUUUCCCGAAAUUGGAUAAAAUAGUCGAUAGAUUUCGGGAUGAACUCGUAGACUGCAGAUCCUCCCAGAUCGCCACAAUGUCCGCCCACGAAUGAACACCUAACACUGCCGUGCUGCAUGGCACCACCCGGAAGUAACCGUCGCCACCUCCGCAAAACCGUGUUCCGCCCGAUCACUGCCGCCAAGCGUGCCCUGUACCGGCGUCGCUUCCGGAAGUAUCUCGCCCGCUAUCACCAAUCGUCCACCACCAACCGGAAGCAGCUGGAACGGCUCUUCUGCCGUCUGAUGCAUCGCCAGUACCUGGCCCAGGAACUGAAGGCUCGCCCCCGGCAGCACUGUCUGCUGCUGGACAAACACGUCGGAACGCCGGCUAAAGCGAAUUCACUUGGAUGUGGUGGUGGCGGAACCAUUCCCAGCUACUUCCGGAAGCGCGUGCUCAGACAUCGGUUGGAGGAGAAGCGGAAGGAGCAGGAGGAGGAGGAGCAGCAGGAAGAGGUGGUGGUAGAUGACGGUUGCGAGUCGGAUACGUCGGACGAAGCGGUUUUGCUCGAUGAGGAGGAUCGGGACGUGGUCGUGGAGGAUAAGAAGCACCCGGAGAUUCCGGAUCCGACCAAGUUUUCGAUUCUGAAGGACGAGAUCAAGGAGUACUGUGCGCUGCAGGAGAAGGUGCAGAUCGUGCUGUCCAUGUUGAAAUCGAGGGCGCAGGAGUUGGAGAAGGAUGAUGAAGAGGGGGAAAAGGGGGAGGAGGAGGAGAAGAAACCGGAAGUGAAGGAAGAACCGGCAGAUGAGCUGAAGACGCUGACGGAGCAGUAUUACGAUGAUGACUCGGACGAUGAUAUCGUGGAAGUCAAGCAGGUUAAGGAGGAGAAGAAUGUGGGAGCUGGAGAGGACACGCCGGAUAUUGUGUUUGUGGAUCCGGAUGCGCUUGAUAACGACUCGCAAGCGGAUGUGAAACCGGUUGUGGCGAAUUGUAAGGAAGAGUCGCUGCCGGAGAAGAGUCUGAAGGAGAUCUCUAAGGAAGAUUUGCUGGAUCCUACGUUGAGUAAUGUAAAGCUAGAGCCGAUCGACAAGACGAACUCCGUUGUCGAUGCACUGUUCAGCCGUUUCAAGCUGACACUUCCGGUGACGCCUCCAAAGAAUAGCAAGCCUGCGGAAGAAAGUGAAGAGCAGGUCAAAAGCCGACUACGGGAUCGUCGAAAGAUCCCGGCUCCUCGUUACGUUGAAGAGGACGAAGAACCAAAGAAGAUCCGCCCGUCGAAAAUAUUCGACAAGAUCCACAAGAAUCUGAACAUCGAGCUGGAGAACCCCAAUUCGAGCUCUUCAACAGAGUUCUACGGCUUCGAUGAGGGUGAAGCGGUCAAGUUGGACAAGCCAAGCGUUCCGGGACUGCUUCCGACACCGAUCUUGAAGCGAUCCCGACCAAAUGCACCUUUUCUGGAGCAUGGAACCAGCUUCGAAGACAUCAAGAUCGAAAACAGGGAUGAUCUGUUCCGCGAAGAGGGUCUGAUAUCGUUAGGAUCGUUACCUCCACGGCUGGAGUGUCCCAAGAGACCGGACGACAUGAUACGACCGCGGACGGUCGCCCAGAAGCGGAUUCUACUGCAGAAAAAGAACGACGUGCGCUACCUGAUGAUCGACAACGAGUCCAAGAUCUUCUACGAGCUAGAGAAACGCAGCAAGAACAUCGACGCCGAGCUGGACUUUGAUCGGAUGGAGGAGCUUCAGGAUCAGAACAUUCCGUUUACGCGAGACACCUGGCGGGCGCUGGCCUGGAUGAGAACCGUCAAGGGAAGGUACUUUUUCCAAACGCUCAAGCUCGACAACCAUGCCAUCAAGCUGAACGGAUGUAAGGGCAAUCAUCCGACCAAGAGGAUGGGCAAGAAACAGCACUCCGCUCCGGCAAAUCUUGGUCGUAAACAUGUCUGCCGUUGUCCGGAGUUCCCACCGGGCGUGACCAUAGAUCUCAGUGCCAUCGAACCUCGCGCGCCAUCGGAGGAGAAAUCGGAACCGGAAGAACCAUCGCCACCGCCAGUCGAGAAAAAACUCUUCAGCAGCAAACCAAACCGACUAGUAACCUCGCGACCUGGUCCCCUUUCCUCCAAGUUCCGCUACGAUAACCAACUGCUCCACCAAACCGAGGACGGAGCCUACCUUGGACCGCUGGAAGUCCUGGAAAUGCCCGGCGUCGAAAUCGAAGUGUUCCCCAAGAUCGACCGACCGCUCGACCCUACCAUCAAACCCUACCUCAAGAUGAUCCUGCCCUUCAAGGGCAUCACGGAAAAGUGGGCACGCUUCGCCGUGUCCACCCUCAAAACCCCCGAUCUCGCCGAAGCCGACAUCCCCCAGGAGGACAAGUCCUUCUCGUUCUCCCUCCCGUACCAAAACAACCAAAGUCGAAUCCUCAUCCGGCGACGCGUCAUCGAAGCUGCCUCCACCAAACAACCCGUCGGAAGUCUGGAAAAGUUCCAACGCCAGCUCAACGAACCGCUCUCCUUCCGGAAGCAUCUGGACGAGCCGGAUGAUCCGGAUAAUGUCGAUCCUCUGGAGAAAGAAUGCGCGGACGUGCUGUCCGACAUGACGAACGCGGUGGCGAUUGGACUCGCGGACGAGGCGUUCCUCCAGCGCGAUCCGGACUGCGACUACACGCGGACGGACAAGCCGGUGAACAAGCCGGCGGCGAACGCGCAGGAUGUGGCCAAAGCGAGCGAGAGUACGGCCAAGUCGAAGCGGAUGCUCCGCGAGAUGCGCCGCCUCAACGCGACCAUCAUCGAGUCCCUGCCGGAGCCGGAACCGGCCGCCAGUUCCGGCGACCAAUCCGGCAGUCGAAAGCGUCGCUGCGACGAGCGGUACUGCGCCCGGGGCUGCAUCUGCGACGUGUUUGAGGUGCGUCGCAAGCCCAAAGGCGUAGCGCCGCACUGCAACAGUAUCGAGUGCGUGUUUGGGUGCUCGUGCGGGUUCGACCGGAAGCAGAGCUGCGGGGGCGGUGAAUCGGGAGGUUGUGCAGGAGCGGGUGCCGGUGCGUUGUCCAGUGAGGAUGUGAAGUAUCUGCGGGAGAAGGCGACGGCCAAGUUGGCGAAGGAGGAGCGCGAGUUUACGCCGACGGUGAUUCUGACGACGAACAGUACGGUGCUGGUGCGGAACACGGAAACGGAAGCGAGGAGGCACAAGAAGAAGCCGAAGAAGUACGAGGACUAUUACAACGAUAGUAGCGUGAAGAAUUUGUUGAAUGGGAAUGUGCCGGAGGAGGAGGAUCAGCGGGAGUCGUCGGUGGAGAGGGUGGGGAGGGGAGUUGGUGGGAAGGUUGUGGACAAACCGGUGAGUUUGUCGGAGAAGAUCCGGCACACGAGGGUAGUUUUGAAUAAGCUGCAGGAUCUGGACGGAAUCGAGCCGUGGUGUAUGAUCCACUGUCUGUACCGGUGUUACUGCCGGGGAAAGGCGACCUCCGGUAAGCCGUUCAAGUUUAAUGAGGAGAGUGAUAUUGUGCUGCCAACGCCGAUGCCGGCACCGGAACCGGAUCCGCUGCUGCAGGUGUAUGAACCCCGACGACGGCGGUUGUACUCGUUCGAAAAGACUGAAAAGGAGGGUGAUGAAGUGAUGGAAAGUCAACCGCUUCUUGUACAACCUCUGAGGAAGCGGGAUAGUUCGGAGGAGUCGUACAAGCCGUGGAACGAGCGUCGCAAGAAGCGACGACGAACGCUGGAGGACCAGCAGCCUUCACAACCUUCGACCUCUACCCGCGCUUCCAUCGAAGAUCUGCAGAUCGUCGACGGGCAGACUUGCCGGCGGGUGAUCCCGGUAAACCGAAACUUUUACAAGACGCGCAACUACUACCGAAGGGAGCGCGUGAUCCGCGAAGACCAGGAGCACAAGCGCAAGUACCCGAUGGUCGAGCGGAGGCUCAAGUCGCUGCUGGAGCGGUGCGAGAAGCGCUUCUUCGAGGAUCGUCGCCGGGAGUUGGAGCGGCAAGCGAAGCGUGCCCAGUCGGGGAAGAAGGCUGUUAACGAACAGUCGGUGACGGCUUCGUCAACUCCAGAGCCCAUCCACAUUGACAUCUCGGACGGUAGUGAGACGUUGAAGGCGAACCCGCUGUUGAGGCCGCUUCUGGACGCCAAGAAGGUGUUGAUCUACUGCGGAGCGAAGAAGUACUACGUCGAGAAGGACGCAAUCACCAGUGGGCGGAUCAACCUGUCCAGUAUUGCGAAAAAGUUCCGGACGACGGUGUACGUGAUCCGGAAGGUUCCGGAAAACCCGCAGGCGAAGUUCAUCUCGUUCAAGCUGAACGACGCGAGCAUUACGGUUCGUGGGAGAAAGUACCGGAAGACGGCGCCACAGGUUCCGAAGGAACCGAAAGUUACAGCGCCUCCGGCGCAAGAUCCCGCCGAGAAGAAGGUCAUGCUGGACCAGGUCAACUCGGACAUUGCCCACACGAUGCGACACAUCCGGGAAAUGUUAAGGAAGAACAGUGCCGUGCUGAACCAACCCAAAAAGGGCAUCCUGUACCUGUUCCGGUGGGAGAAGUUCCUGCAGGCGUACAACGAGGACACGCUGGACGUGUGGGACAUCGUCUUUCAAAACGGCACUAGUCUGGUGAUCAUCACAACUGAAGACACCCGUAAGAACGUCCCCUCCUUCAAGAACACCAAGCUGGUCCGAAGCGUCCGGAAGUGCAACUUUGAAACCAAAGGCGUCUCCCUCAUAACCCAGAUGUUGAUCGCUCAAGUGGACAACCCGGAAACAAGCAAACUCGCUCUAGUCCUCUUCGGCACCGAGAACUACUGGCGCUUCUGCGGGUUCAUCAAAGCCGAAAAGAACUUCCUGAACCAAGGAUGCGAAGCCCGACCGACUCCGCUCUCCCACCCCAAACUCGCUCCCAAAAUCAACCAGUACUAUGAGGCGUUCGCCGCGACCAACCAAAAGCGCCAACCUCCGCCGGAACCCCCCAAACCCAAGCAGGAAGAUCCACCACCCCAACCGGAAGACCCACAACCCACACCGACCCCCACCUCCGAACCCCCCAAGUUCAAGUCGAACGUCAAACUCAUGGAAACCAAAAUCAAAGACUUCAAAAACAUCGCCAUCCCGAACGUGCCGGGCUCGCGCCGCUGGUUCAUGCUGACCAUCGUGAACGACUUCAGUGACAUCUACAUCCCCAGCUGGAAGUCCUGCCUCACGUACGGCCGCAUCAUGCAGGCGAUCCAGCUGGCGAAUCGGUACCGCAAAACCGUCAAGCUGACCUCGAUCGUGCUGAAGAACGAGGACGUGCUGCCGCAGAUCUACGCAGCGCCCGGCCAGGGGGAUUGUAUCUUCCUGGGGCCGUACAGCUACACGCAGACCAUCGAUUUGAUGCUGUGUCAGAACGUCGAUGGGAAGAUGUACACGCGGGAGGAGUACGAGCGGAAUAAUCACAUUGUGAGGACGGAGCAGACGACGGGAUCGUGGUUGUACAUGAAGCCGGGGACGGAGGGGAAGGCGGCAACGGUGGCGGAGGGGACGUCGGACGGAGCAGAGACGGCGCAGCAAACGUUUUUGAAGCUCACUCCCGGCACGCAAGUGGCCACCGUUACCACAACCGCAGCCGCUGCGGACGAUUGCGUCGUGAUCGACGACGACGACGAAGAUGACGAAGAAGCAGCGAAAAAGCUUGUCGUUGAAGAGCAACCGUCCGGCUCGCCGCAAGAUAACUCAAAUCUCGAUUCGCUGAUCCACCAGCUGUACGACGACUCCGACGAAGAUGCCACCACCACCAAAGAGGUGACACCCCCUGCGGAACAACCUCCGAAACAGCUGCCAAAGAACGAACUGUCCAAGCUGGUGGAGAAGACGAUCGCCGAGAGCAAGCAGCUCAAGAUCCAACCCGUUCCGUUGGAGAAGCUGGUCGGUACGAAGCGGAAGUCAACCGGGUCGGAAGCGGUUCCGGAAGUGAAGGCUAAACGGCUGUCGUUGCCUGCGGCAACCGUGACAAAGGCAGCAGCCCCAGCGGACGAAGUGGUUUGUUUGGACGACGACGAGGACGGAACUUCGACGACUUCUGUUAAGGCGAAGACACCGUCCAGCACGACCAUCUUGAACAGCCAACAGGCCGCGCUGAUUGCCAGCAAGAUCAACCUGAUGAACCCAACGCAGAAGGGUGUCAUGUACAACCCUUCGACGGGGGUGCUCCGAAUCAAGCGAUCGUUGAUGAACAGCCUGACGGAGGGGUCUUCUGUGGCGCUUCCGGCGGUUGCGUCCAGUUCGAAGUCACCGCCGAAACCGGUCGCGGGGACUGCGCCAAGUUCUAGCAGUGAAACGCCCAAGCAGUCGAUCGUGGCACCAAAAGUUCCGACUGCCGGCGUCCUGCGCAGUAACAUUCCCGGCAUGGGCCUGGUUCCGGUGGUUUGGUCCUCGCACGACAUCAUCCUGAAGGUGCGCGAACUGUCCGUGAAGCUGCAGUACGUGCGGUUGUCCAACUUUGAGGCCGGCAUCAUGCUGCUGAAUCGAUUCAUCCGGAAGAACACGUACACCUUCAAGCCGUUCACGCUGACUAUCGGGUGGAAGUUUGAGGCGCGCACGACUCCGUUGGCACCGGAGGAGAAUCUCAUCAACACUAUUAGCUUGCGAUGCGUCGUUACCCCGGACGGCGUCAUCGACCUGUACAAGGCGUCCGCCAUCGUCGCCUUCCAGAACACCAAGCCCAACUUUUACGAGGAACUCCUUCUCCUGCGCCUCUCGAUCCUGUGCUGCAAAAAGGAACAAUACGAGUCGGAAAAGUGCCACAAAUUCUUCGAAAACAUCUUCCUCAAGGCGGCCAACACGAUCAAGGAGCUGACCGCCGCUUCGGAAGCCCUGACGACCCAAAGUACGUUCCUGCGCGAGCAACAAGAACAACACCGUGCCAAGCUGGCCAAGUUGGGCGGUAAAUCGACGACGACGGCACGUCCAACGCUCACGAUGGUCUCCAAACGGGUGGCCGUUCCGCAGUCGAUUCUCGAGCAGGUCGCAAAACCGGCGACGGCGACGACCUCCGCGGCAGACCAGGACCAACCGGGGAAACCCAAAGAAGCUGUGAUUAUCAUAGACGACGAUUAGGUUCGGACGUCGUAGAAAGAAGUAAAAAAAAAGUAAGGAAACAAAAUGCCAUUUUCGUUGCGCGCUUUGUGUACAUGUUGAGUUUAUUUUAAUCCGUUGCAUCCGCGAAUCGUGGGUGGAUAGAAUUUUAUUUGGAUUAGGCGAUAAAUAAUAAACGAUAUCAGUUACUCUCCCAAUAACCAUAUAAUUCGGCACUAGUCCAGCCCGUAAUUUAAUUUGUUCAAGUUUGUAAGAUCAACCGCAAACCUUGAGUUCUGCAAAAUUUUCUUUAUCACCGAAGCAAAAAAAAAAUCUAUAGUUAUGUAUAAAUUUAGCAAGCAAAACAAUUAGAUAAAAGAAUCACAAAUUACACUUGUAAAUAGCCUUAAACAAACAACUUUUGGUUCAAAAUGCUUAAUCUUAACUAAGUAUAGCGAAAGAAUAAGUCUCGAAUGUCGACGAAGCACAGAUUAGAGCAAGCCUACAUUGAAAACAAAAACAUUGUGUAUGUACUAUAAGAAAGAAGGAAAAACAAAACAUCACUUGGGAAUGCAAACAUUUCAAAUCUAAG